AUGGCACAGGAUGUGGACCAUUCGCUUCUCCAGUCUCCAGAUUCCCAACCUUCUUUAGAUAAUCGACCGUCGGGGAUUCCGUCUCCUGCAAAAUGGACCUCGGAACAGUCCGCCCUCGCUCUGAACGGGCAACACGGCGAUCGCCUGCCCACGGAGCCUUUUCCAAAUGGUACGAUGGACCAGCUCUCUAGCAUGUCGCAAAUUCCGGAGGAAUCGGAAAUGGAAAACGGGGUGGUUCAUCCGCAACAACAGCAACCACAGCAACAGAAAGCGUCGAGGACCCUUCCCGGUAGGUCAAUCCAAUUGAGAAAGGAACCCCCUCUCUGCACGAAGCGCUUACCGAUGUCGAUGCCCUGGCAGCUUGGAUUCGGUCUGUCGAGUACCCGGAAGAUGAAACAGAGGCUUCUGUCACGUCGCGUUUAUUGCCUUCGAGCCCCCAUGAAGCCGUCGUUGCGCAGCACAAUCAUUCGCCUCAUGCGACUAGACGGCCGGACCCUCCAUUCGCAGAUCGAGGCGAUUUAG
Molecule: messenger RNA, 522 nt
Organism: Aspergillus melleus
Lineage: Eukaryota; Fungi; Ascomycota; Eurotiomycetes; Eurotiales; Aspergillaceae
Exons: 1
Coding region: 1-522 (173 amino acids)
Source: RefSeq, a predicted model, not a curated record